UGUGAUUCAGUGGGCUGCUCCAGAUUUAGACUCAGUACAAAGACAGCCUGCGACGCGGACGCUGCGCCGCGGCCGGCUCCAUCCAUCAGAGGCAGACGGCAGCGUGACGCGAGAUGCCGGCCACGGGAAGCGAACGCAGGUCCUCGGCUGUGGCGGGCGGAAUGGACACCUCUCGCCGGCUCAGCGCCUCUUCCGACUGCUCGCUGCCCGACAGGGACCGACAGUGUUUCCAGGAGCAUGUGGAGACGAUCCCGACUCGACUUCCAAAGCUGACGUCUUCAAAACCAGCGGCUAAUCCACUUCAGUUCAUCAAAGUUGGUCCCUGUGACUUGUAUCGAUCAGCGCAGGAGCAAAUUCGAAAAGUAGAAGAAGUGAAGAAAAUAAAGGAAAAGCGAGAUGAAGCUGAGGAUUGGCAAUCGAACCUUGACAACUGGAAGAACAGCCGCAGAAAACGCCAAGAACAUAUUAUUGAGAGAGUGGUAGAAGUUAAGAAAUUUGAGCUGGAAGAAUACGAUCGAAAUCGAAAACGCAGUAAAACUUUCAAUGAAAUGAUGGAAGAACGAACUAAUCGAGGGCGAAAAGUAAGUCUUGUCGUGUACAAAGAUGAUGAUGAUAAAGACUUGAGCGAUUUGGGCCUUGGAGCAAAUUCUGGCAGCAGAAACAAUGACAGUGAUGAUAGUGAGAUUCAAAGCAUGCCUGGAAAAGAGUAUGCUGCAGAGUCCCAGAGGGCCACCAUCCAAACAAACAAUGCAAAUGAUGGGCAGGAUACUUCAUUAACUUCGCAAGAGUCUCAAGAAUUCACAUAUGAGCAAGCAAUUCAGGGUUAUGUUAAUUUUGCUGAGACAAGAGUUAAGUCAAAGAAUAGUUCCAGAAAUGAACAUCAUUCAGUGAAGGAAGCAAACUGCAGUUUGAGGAGUGAAGAGAGACUUAAUGAUGAUGGAAAGAAAGAAAAAACGCCACCUCCUGUGGCUCCAAAACCUAGAAAGUAUUCAUUAAAGUCAGAAGUUCCUAUGACAGACAAAAAGAGCUUGGGUGCUGAAGGUAACGGUUGCAUUUCUGAUAGUACCAGAAAAUUAUCGUUGCCACAAGUAGAUGUUCUGAAAAGAAGGGAAGUCUUUGAAAAAUCUUCAACUUCAAAAGAUCAUUCCUCAAAGAACAAACCAGCAGAAUUAAUUGAUACUAAAACAGUCAAAGAAAGAUUGUCAUCUCUUGGAAUAAAUUCUUCUGGGCUGAGCAGUAGGAAGAAAAGUUCUGAAACAGAAAUAAAAACAUCUAGACAGCUGCAGUUGCAAAAUCCUAGAAAACAGCCAUCCGAAUCGUACAUAAAUGUUAAUGAUGAUGGCAAACUUGAACAAAAUGGUGACAACAAUUUUGGAGAAAAGUGCUACAGAAGUGAUUCUGAACUUUUAGAAGAGAGUGGAAGUGGUCUGAAUUCGUAUGAUAUGAAUGGUAAUAACUCGGAUAAUUCUCUGAAAGAGAGGUCCCUGAAUUCUGCUACAGAUGCAAGCACAAAUAACAAAUUUGAAAUAAUUGCAGAUACUCACUCGAAAAAUGAAGGUUAUUACAGAUAUGAGGGUGAUAUUUCAGAUAAUAGAAGAACUUUAGAUGAUUCAGAGCAAUGUUGGAUUCAGUCAGAUAACACCAAGCAUAGCAGACGAAAAUUUCAUCGUUCUUUAGACAGUUUGGACAAAAAAUAUUGUGAUGAUGUUGGUUCUGAGCUGCUUGAAAGAGUUCAAAGUUUUGAAGGCUUAGAACAUUGUAAUAGUGUCAAAGAUUAUCCACUGUCAGCAUCAUCAAUAGAAAUGCUUGGCUCUUCUUCAAAUGGUGGUGAUACUGAUCGUGAAGACAGUGGCAUUCACACAGCAGAUGUCUCUUGUUCUAUCAGUCAGACAGAUGAAGCUGCAGAGUAUGGAGAUCCAAGUGCAGAAAUUUCAAAUACUUUCUCUCAUUUAUUGUUAGAUAAGACUGCGGGUAAUUCUGAUGACCAUGAUGUAAAAUGUGUUGCUGAAGAGCAGGCAUUUUCACAUUUUGCCGCAUCUGGUGCACAAGAGCCAAAUGGGACUGCAGAUACAUCAAGAAUAUCAUUGGAAACCUGUACUUCUUGUGAAAGAGAGGAAGUUUUGGUGUCACAUGUGAGUACUGAUGUAAGUUCUCAAUCACUGGGUGGUAUGGAAAAUUCUGACAGCACUGUUUUACAAACAGACGCAGGAAACUAUUCGUUAUUGCAUGACAACUCUAUAUGCACUCAAAUUGUGAAGGGUGAUGGGUAUAACUGUCCUCAAAUGCUACAGUUAGAUGUUGACAGCUGUAAAGAAAUUUCUAAUCCCUCCACUGUCUCUGCCAAAGAUGAGGAGUUUUUGUCAGAUACUGGUAAAGAAGAAAGGGGUAUGCAACUAGCAAAAUCCACUGUAGAGUGUGAGGAAAGUGAGAUGGUAUUGUUUGAUCCACAGACAAACAGUAUGAAAGUUAGCAUCAAUUCAUCAGAAAAUCCUAGUUAUGAAACUGAGGAAUCAACGAAAGCUGUGUUGACACAGGUUGCUCAACCCGUAACUAAUGGAGAAGAUAGUGAUCAGGAAAUACAGAAGCAUGAACAAUUUCCUCCAACCCUACUGAAGUCUGAUAGUUCAGGCAUGCACUUGCCAGUGGAAUUUACAGAAUCAUCUGAUACUUGUUGUACUGAGAAGGGAGAUACAAAUGUGAACAAAACAUUAUCUGAUGAACUUAAUAAUGAACACACACAAAGUUCUUUAGCACAAUUUAACUUAGAACAAAAAACAAUUUGUUUGAAAAGUAUUGAGGAUGAAAGUGUUUCUGAGAACAUGUCUGUGUCAGACAAAAAUAUACUACUUCCAAAUAUAAUUAAUGGUAAACAAUGUCAUGAAAAAGCUGAUGAUGUGGAACAAGAAGAGAUAAUUAAUGUUUUGACAGAAUCCUCUGACAGAAACUCCCUUCUUGAUACUAAUGCUAUAGAUGCUGACAGUAGUAAUACGGUGGUGGCUGUUGCAAGAGUAACGGAAGAACAGAAAAAUGAGCAAGAUGGAAAGGAGCAGGAUGAGGUGCUAGUACAGAAAAUUGAAGCUAAUGAUGUAGAAUUAGAAUAUGGUGAUGGAAAAUGUAGUGCUGCUCUUUCUGCCUGUAUCAGCACCAAAGACUCGUCUAUCGGCACUAAAGAAUCCAAGGAGGAAAUGAGGGAUCCUGCUUGUGGUUAUGCUGAAGGACAGAAAGAUGAUGCCAGUCAUGAAAACCAGAAAUUCUUCACUUCUGGCUUGCAAAGAAAUGAUAAAGUAGCUGAAACUAUGCUCAAUGAUAGAGUAUGUGUAGCAUCUUUUAAUGAACUGAGUAAUGUUGUGUAUGAAGAUCAUCCAACUCAGAAGCAACCAGAUUUGCAAGAAGAACCUGUCAAAAGUUUUCUUACAACAGAAAUAGUUACCAAAGACUUAAAAAAUUUAAGGCUGUCAGAAUCUCCUGAAAAAAAGUCUGAGUCUUUUGCCAGUACCACAGCAAAAAUGAUAGAAUCUCCUAUUACAGAUACAUCUCAAAUAAUACAUCAGAUUCCACCACUAAAUCUUUCAAGUGAAAUUGAAAUUGUGGCUGGUCUCACGUUUCCACUUGGCCCUGUAACAGCAGCAGAACCACCAAAGGAAAAGCCUCCACCCCCGCCGCCGCCUCAGUCUGAUAGUGAUGAUGAACAUGUACAGAGAGGCAGAGGGCUUCAGAGGAUUGACUCCACUAAGAGAAUAAAAAAAGAAAUCAGAAGAAAACGCACCAAUUUUUUGGGUAUUGAGGGGAAUGCUGAUGACAGUUACUUGGAGCCAGAACUAAAAGUUGCACCACCUCCAGAUAUGACAACAUUUUUGAUGGAGGAACAGCGGCUACAGAAACAACUAUACAGACAAUCAAUCUGUUCAGAAUCAGACUCAAACCUUGGUGAGACCACUGACAGUCGCGAUUCUGGGGUUGAGCUGGAGAAAGGAAAUCCUGAUGAUAUAUGGGUUCCGAAGCCAUCAUCAACACCUGAUGUUCUAUCAUUAGAACACAGCCGUCAGAAUAGUGAGAUUUAUGGAACUGCAAGUAUUGCCUCAGAGGAUGAUGAAAUAGCCAAAAAAGAAAGAGAAAUAAUAGAAACUCUGGAAAAAGAAGAGCAAUGGCAACACGGACAUAGUCCGCAUAAUCAUGAAGAGAAUAUUGGAGAAGAACUAACAGAGAAGCUGUGGCAACUAGAACAAGACAAUUUGAGGCUUGAGUGGGAAAAAGAAGCACAGAGGAGAGAAUUGGAAGAGACUGUACAAAGACGUGAGGAAGAAAUGAGACAGAAGGAGAGAGAAUUUCAGCGACAUGAAGCCAUGCUACAUAUGGAACGAACGAGAUUAGAGAGAGAAGCAGAAAUCAUUCCAAGGCAUAAAGAUAAAUUACCACAACCACAACAAUGGGGAAACAAAGGACGCCUGUCAUUACAGGACAUAUCUGCAGUGAGACACAUGCCUCAAAAGAACAUAACUCAGUUUACUCCCAGGAGCAUGCUUCCAGAGCACUGCCAAUCCAUGCCGGAUCUUCAACAAAAGCGACCAGAACAGGAAUGGAAACAACAGAAUCCACCAAAGGUGGUCUCCACCCAUCAUUCUCAACCUGCACAGCAAGACUGGCAGGAAAAAGAGAAUUACAGCAGGAGCAGCUGGACACCAGUCUUCAGUCCUGUCACACAACAGAAAGACUUCCAAAGUUCAGGAACCAACCAUAUCCAGGGACAACAAAUGACACGACAGACUUUGCAAGCACUGAGUGCUGUGCCUCGCCCUCGGCUUAUCCCGACUGACAACUGGAUACAAGCAAAGAGGAAACCAGAAAGUAAACGUGGCACUUUCAACAGUCAACAUUGGCUGAUACAGGAAGCAGAACAAAGGAGGAUCACUGAACAACAACAGAGAAAUGCGAUGGCUUCCCAGAAAAUGCCAUCUCAGUUGUCUCAGCCCCUGCUCUGGAUGCAUCAGCAACCACAGCAGAAAAAACCUUUGCCUGAUUCUGUUAUAAACACUCUGACACAGAGGGUUCAGAACAAAGUAGACAGCAAGAAAUAUCCGAACAGAACACGGGCACAAGACAGCCAAAGCAGAGAGCAGAUUGCUGGUCACCAUAAUAUUCUCAGGCCUAAUGGUAAUCCUGUAACAAUGAACUCUGACCAAACUACUGAGAAAAUGCUUAGUGUCAGUGGAAAGAAAAAAUGUUCUCAUUGUGGAGAGGAACUAGGCAGAGGAGCUGCAAUGAUCAUAGAGAGUUUGAGACUUUUCUAUCACAUUGACUGUUUUAAAUGCUGUGUGUGCCACAUCCAACUUGGUGAUGGACUUAUGGGCACAGAUGUCAGAGUUCGCAAUAACAAACUCCACUGCCAUAAUUGUUAUUCCAGUGAAGAUGGUGUGAAAUUCAGCUGUGUAUGAGAAGCUUCAAACAGUGAUCAGUUUUGGUAUUUCCUCAUGUAAGGGAGGCCUGUAAAUCAGAAAUAAUGUAAAUUCACAAAUUUGUACAGCAUUUUCUUCACCAUGUUUAUAUUGUACACUAUGUAAAUUAUGGUACAUGUUCACAAAUAAGUUAAUGUUAACAAAGCAGCCUCUCUUUCUUCUUGUAAGAAGAGUGUUAAGUCUUUAUUUUUGUGUGUAGUCGUGAUGAUAUUAACACUGUAGAAGCUACAAAACUGGAAUACAGAAAUGUGAUAUUAGCCAUAUGUAACUAUGUAUCCAAGUGACUAUGCCAAAUGAAAGUAUAAUAUUCUGAAACUGUUAUUGUCGUUAGGUUCUCUUGCAGUUCAGUCACCAAAUAUUUGAGAAAUAUUUUUGUAAAUUGAAAUUUCUGAGUUGUAUAUUGUCAAAGUACUUUUUUCCAUUACAUACUGAUGUUACCAAGCCUGAUAUUUUGUUUGGAGUAUGUCUGGAAAACAUUCUUCUAAUUGUAAUAUGCAUUAAACAUGUGAAAAAAUAUUUUGUAUUAUAUGGAGAGUGUACAGAUAUAGUAAAAUUAGCUUUAACUUUUGUCACCUCAGUUGUUUUCAUUGUACUAAAUUGUACAGUACUGUUGUAAAUUUGUAACAUAAAAGAACUAUAUUAAUGGUUUGUUAAA
This is a messenger RNA of Schistocerca americana (American grasshopper), 6108 nucleotides long. RefSeq lists its product as uncharacterized. Gene Ontology annotation, cellular component: stress fiber. Gene Ontology annotation, biological process: positive regulation of stress fiber assembly; regulation of focal adhesion assembly. The coding region runs from base 114 to 5432 and encodes 1772 amino acids. The transcript has 18 exons. Gene Ontology annotation, molecular function: myosin II head/neck binding. The record is from RefSeq and is a predicted model, not a curated record. NCBI's taxonomy places the organism in Eukaryota, Metazoa, Arthropoda, Insecta, Orthoptera, Acrididae.